AUGGAGUCUGUGGGAGCAAUGUCCGAUCUGAACUGGGCUUCUUUCAAUGGAAUGGGGCCACUCGAUGAGGAUGAUUUCAUGUCCCAGCUGCUCAGUAACAACUCAUUUAUGAAUAGCCCAGAUAGCGAUCCAAGCUUCGGUUGCCCACCUAUUUUUUGGCCAGGCGACGACGAUAAUACUAACAUGGCGGGACAUUGCGACGUCUAUGCUGUUGGUGAUGCUAAUGUGGGUCCCUUGAGCUCAAUGUCAAUUGAUCUUUGCAAGAUGAAUGAUCAAAAUAUGAUCUUGUCGCUCCGUGAUGCUCCCAAUAAUCUAUUUGAAGAUAUUAUCUGCUUGAAUGAAGAGAUGAGUGGUGAGGAUUUAGCAGAUUCCGGUGGGGACCCGUCAGAAGUGGCUGUUCUUCCAAAUCAAACAGUGUCACACAAGAGAAAAAUUCAGUCGCCUGAAUCAGAUAAGGCCAUGAUUGAUAACAGCAACAACAACACUAGCCCAUCUGAGAAUCCGAAGAAGAAUUCUCGAGUCCAAAGAAAUGGAAAAAACUCGCAAGCAAAGAAGAAUAUGAAGACAGUUAAGACCACCGACGAAGAAGACCCCAGUGCUGCAUUGAAUGCACAGAGCUCUAGCAGCUGCUCAUCAGAGGAUGAUUCAAAUGCAUCCCAAGAGCUAAACGGAGGAGGAUCAAGUUCGAACUCUAAAGGGUCCGCCGCACUCAACUUGAACGGCAAGACGAGAGCUGGGAGAGGGGCAGCAACAGACCCCCAAAGCCUCUACGCAAGGAAAAGAAGAGAGAGAAUAAACGAACGGCUGAGAAUCUUGCAGAACUUAGUACCGAACGGAACGAAGGUAGAUAUUAGCACAAUGCUGGAAGAGGCAGUUCAGUAUGUGAAGUUCUUGCAGCUUCAGAUCAAGCUCUUAAGCUCUGAUGAUCUAUGGAUGUAUGCGCCAAUCGCUUACAAUGGAAUGGACAUUGGGCUUGAUCUUAAGAUCUGUACCCCACGAUGAUUUGGCAUGCAGAGAGGCGGUGGCACCGGAUCACCGUUGUUGUUAAAUAGGCUUCCUU
Magnolia sinica is the source of this 1060-nucleotide messenger RNA. Its product is annotated as transcription factor bHLH84-like. The coding region runs from base 1 to 1002 and encodes 333 amino acids. Gene Ontology annotation, cellular component: nucleus. The record is from RefSeq and is a predicted model, not a curated record. Gene Ontology annotation, molecular function: DNA-binding transcription factor activity, RNA polymerase II-specific; RNA polymerase II cis-regulatory region sequence-specific DNA binding; protein dimerization activity. Lineage: Eukaryota; Viridiplantae; Streptophyta; Magnoliopsida; Magnoliales; Magnoliaceae. The transcript is spliced from 6 exons. Gene Ontology annotation, biological process: regulation of transcription by RNA polymerase II.